This is a messenger RNA of Sitophilus oryzae (rice weevil), 2365 nucleotides long. Its product is annotated as tRNA modification GTPase GTPBP3, mitochondrial. The record is from RefSeq and is a predicted model, not a curated record. Gene Ontology annotation, molecular function: GTPase activity; protein binding; GTP binding. NCBI's taxonomy places the organism in Eukaryota, Metazoa, Arthropoda, Insecta, Coleoptera, Curculionidae. Gene Ontology annotation, cellular component: mitochondrion; cytoplasm. The transcript has 5 exons. The coding region runs from base 998 to 2353 and encodes 451 amino acids. Gene Ontology annotation, biological process: tRNA wobble uridine modification; tRNA methylation.
UAAAGUAUAAACUUUGUCUAUUAUUAAAAAAUCAAGAAUAUAAACUCUGGAUCCUAAAUUCAAUCACCUAUUUCAGUUAAUAAAAUUACUAAAGAAACUCGUUAUGUUAUCAACCAGCUUAAUGAGAAGAUUUGAUAAAAAAAUAUAUAUACUCACUCAAUCAACUUAGUACAUGUUAAAACUUUUUAAACAAAAAAGAAUUUAGUAUAAACUCACCUGGACAACUUAUUUUUAUCACCCAGAAAUGUGCAGAAAUUGUUUUCAAAAUGGCACCCUUAUUCAAUUCACAUGAAAAAACUUGCAAAUCUGCAAUGAGCGCGAUUUGUUUAUAUGAACCGAUUUCUAACUAGAAAACUUAUAAGUAAAACUUAUAAAUUUAAGGAAAAUCGACAAUUGCAAUAAUAAAACUCAGUAAAAACACUAUUUCAAGGAUUAAAAAACAGAACAAAAUUUAAAACGGCCGUUUUCAAAAAACUAGGCGAAAAGUGCGCCCACUAACGUCAUUGUGAGGAAAACUCUUUUUGUCUUAGAUUUUUUUUUAAUUACUAAUUAGGAUAAAUCAGGGAUAAAUUAAUAUAAUUGAUUAAAAUUCAAGUAAUUUUUUGUUAGUGAAUUAUAUACGUUAUUUAAAAUCAUCACGUAAUUUACUCAAAUUUAAAGUUCUUUAUAUUAAUAAUUAAAAAUGUAACUUUUAAAUAAGUUCCAUUUCAACAAAAAACAUUAGGCAACUGUAUAUACUUUAUUUUGAUUUUUCUAUUCAGAAUCUAACCUAAUUUUGUGUAUUUAUGUUUAUAAGUUUUUAUUUAUUUAAAUUAUAAUAAAAUGUUUUGGCUGUUUUUCUCUAAAUCCAUAUGCAAAAUUAAUCCCUUAAUAAAUAUACAGAAAGCUUCGUCAUCUACUAUAUACGCUCUGUCUUCAGAUACUUGCAGGACAAGGAAAAUGUGGUGUUGCUGUAAUAAGAAUAUCGGGAUCAAAUGCCGGAGAUGCGUUAAAGAAAAUGACCAAUUUAAACAAUCCUCCUAUACCUCGCAAUGCACUUCUGCGUAGUAUCCGGCAUCCAAUUUCAAAAGAAGUACUAGAUAGAGGUCUUAUAUUAUGGUUUCCAGGACCAAAUAGUUUUACUGGUGAGGAUAGUUGCGAAUUUCAUGUUCAUGGAGGUAUAGCAGUAGUUACUGGAGUUUUAGAUGCCUUGGGAAGCUUAGCUAAUUUUAAAUUAGCUCAGCCAGGGGAAUUCACAAAACGAGCUUUUAUGAAUGGAAAACUUGAUUUAACUGAAGUUGAGGGAUUGGCAGACUUAUUACAAGCUGAAACUGAACAACAAAGAAAACAGGCAUUCUUACAAUCAAAUGGAUCCCUGAGUAAGCUUUACCUAAAAUGGAAGAAAGUGUUACUUCACUCGGUAGCUCAUGUUGAAGCUUAUAUAGACUUUGACGAAACAGAGACUCUUGAUCAUGGGCUGAUUGAGAGUGUCGUUGAAGAUGUUAAACAUAUUACUAAGGAGCUAAAAUCACACUUGGAGAAUGGUUGUAAAGGAGAAUUGUUGAGAAGAGGAGUAAAAACUGUUAUUUUGGGCCAGCCAAAUGUUGGCAAAAGCAGUUUAUUAAAUUUACUUUGUCAGAGACCUGUCUCAAUAGUAACACCUGUCUCAGGAACAACCAGGGAUGUUAUAGAAGUAACUUUAAAUAUUAAUGGAUAUCCUUUGGUACUGUUAGACACAGCUGGACUAAGAAAUAAUUCUCAAGACAUCAUAGAAAUUGAAGGAAUGGCCAGAGCUCUUGAAAUGUAUAAGAAUGCAGAUCUGAUUAUUUUAGUCACUGAUUUAGAGAAGUAUUUAUCAUACAUAAAUAAAACUAGGAGUAGUAAUUUUGCAGAAUAUAUAAGCCAUUAUGUGAAUUCAUUGGGCAUAACUGAUUUAAUGCAAGAGAAAUGUAAUAAUCAAUCAGUUAGAUCAACGUUUAAUAAAAAUUGUAUUGUCGUUUUGAAUAAAACUGACUUAGAUAAUGAAAAUCUAUGCAAAAGUAUACAGGCUGACAUUGUUAAGUUGUCAUGUAAAAAUGAGAAUGGGAUCUCUGACUUAGUUGAUGUCUUAUCUAAACAAAUGGAGAUAUUAUGUGGAAACCCUUGUGAAGAACACCCUAGCAUGAACCAAAUGAGACACAAAGAACAGUUAAGCAGUUGCCAAUUUCACUUAGAUCUGUUUUUAAAGGAAGCACUGAAAGGUGAAUCUUCUGAUUUAGUUAUAUUAGCUGAAUACUUGAGAAGAUCACUAAGACACCUGGGACAGCUCAUUGGAACUGUAACGUCAGAAGAUAUACUCAAUGUUAUAUUCAGAGAUUUUUGUAUAGGAAAAUAAAAUAUAUUUUAC